This is a messenger RNA of Aspergillus versicolor CBS 583.65, 1402 nucleotides long. RefSeq names its product proteasome regulatory particle lid subunit RPN8 (gene rpn8). Gene Ontology annotation, molecular function: protein binding; metallopeptidase activity. Gene Ontology annotation, cellular component: proteasome regulatory particle; proteasome complex. The record is from RefSeq and is a predicted model, not a curated record. Bases 169 to 1227 code for a protein of 352 amino acids. Gene Ontology annotation, biological process: proteasome-mediated ubiquitin-dependent protein catabolic process. Lineage: Eukaryota; Fungi; Ascomycota; Eurotiomycetes; Eurotiales; Aspergillaceae. The transcript is spliced from 3 exons.
CGCAGACAGCCAACAGCCUGAGCUUCCAUCUCUCAUCAUCCCCAUCAGCCUACACCAUCCGCUUCGAAGCUCCCUUAUUCACCUUGAACAGCCCUCUCAUUCUGUCUUGUCGGACCCCUGACUUCGAUCUACCUCCGGCUUCUAAUUUAUUCCUAUUUCUGCUCCGCCAUGCCUGCCACCACGGCGGACACGCUCUCGCUCGUCACGCGGACCGUCACCGUUGCUCCAUUGGUACUUCUCUCCGUCGCAGAUCACUAUGGACGUUCCGCCAAAGGUACCCGGAAGCGGGUGGUUGGUGUGCUGCUAGGAGAACACAUGGGAGGGAAUGUUCGGGUAUCAAACAGUUUCGCUGUCCCCUUCGAGGAAGAUGAGAAAGACCCAUCUGUGUGGUUCUUAGAUCACAACUUUGUCGAGUCAAUGCGAGACAUGUUCAAGAAGAUCAACGCCCGCGAGAAGCUGAUCGGAUGGUAUCACUCUGGGCCGAAACUACGAGCUUCCGAUCUCGAAAUCAACGAGCUGUUCAAACGUUACACGCCAAACCCCCUGCUAGUUAUUGUUGAUGUGCAACCGAAGGAGGUUGGAGUUCCUACUGAUGCGUAUUUUGCGGUGGAUGAGAUCAAAGAUGACGGCACCACUACCUCCAGGACCUUCGUGCAUACCCCAUCCACAAUCGAGGCGGAAGAAGCAGAGGAAAUUGGCGUGGAGCACCUCCUGCGAGACAUUAGAGAUGUCGCUGUCGGAACGCUCUCCACCCGCAUCACAUCGCAGCUACAGUCCCUGCAAGGUCUGCACCUCCGCCUGCGUGAUAUCGGCCAAUACCUCCAAAAAGUCCUCGACCACGAACUACCAGUAAACCACGCCAUUCUUGGCAACCUCCAGGAUGUCUUCAACCUCCUUCCCAACCUAUCCACACCGGCGACGACGCCCCGCGCCGGCGGUGAGCCAGAACAACCAACAGAUAACGCCGAGCUAGCCCGCGCCAUGAGCAUUAAGACGAACGACCAGCUGAUGGCCAUCUACCUGAGCAGUUUGGUGCGUGCUGUCACCGCAUACCACGACUUGAUCGAGAACAAGAUCCAGAACCGGCAACAGCAGGAGGAAAACGAGCAGAAGAGGGAGCAAGAGGCCAAUGCCGCGAAAAACGAGAAGGAGGGUGCAAAGAAGGCCAAUGGCACUGCAACUGAGCAGAAAGAAGAGGAGUCCAAGGAGAAGACGAAGAAGCGAUAGACAGGCACCAAGUGAAUAUGACAUGAUCUAGAUGGGUGCAUCGAAAUGUACACUAUGAUUAUUUCAAAGCUAAAGUCUUAAUAUUCACGGUUGCCAACAACGUAUCUUAGCUGCAUUGUUAAGGCUCGUAGGUUUAACGGAUAGUCCACCAACCCCGGUAAAAAAAUAUCGAUCU